AUACUGUAUACAUUUAAGCGUACAGAUUCUCUCUCUCUCUCUCUGUCUCUCGUCUCCCCGUGCCAAGCAGCAGCAGCAGCAGCAGCAGCAACAAAGCACCUGUUCUCUCCGCCCAGGAAUCGCUGCUGCUGCUUGCAGGUACAAAACCCUGCACCUUUAACAGCUUAAUUCCAAGCACACAGACGCUACUCUUUCUCUCUCUCUAUUUAUAUAUAUGUAUGUGUGUAUGUGUGCAUCUAUAUCUCAAUUUCGUUAUAUACUAGAGUUCAUAGCUCAUUGAGCUCACAUAGUCGCUCCAUUUCCGUCCAAUUCCGCCUCUGCUUCGCGUUCUAGGGCCGUUAUCUAGACGAUGUGCGGUCUGAUUGAUCUCAACACCGUCGACGACGAGGACGACGAAGCGCCGCCCCUUCUCAAUUCGCCGUCGCCGACUCCGACUCCGACUCCGACUCCGACGCCGGUGUGCUUGGAGCUAUGGCAGGCGUGCGCUGGUCCGCUCUCGUCGCUCCCGAAGAAAGGCAGUGUGGUGGUCUACUUCCCGCAGGGCCACUUCGAACGCGUCUCUGAUUUUCCGGCCGCUGUCUACGGCCUCCCUCCCCAGGUUUUCUGUCGAGUUGUCGAUGUCAAGCUUCAUCCGGAGGCAGCCUCUGAUGAGGUUUAUGCAGAAAUGUUCCUAAUUCCAGAUGCUCAGACUGAGCAAAAAUGGAGGCAAGGGGAAACUGCAGCAGAAAGUGAAGAAGAAGACACUGAAGGUGCGGCCAAGUUGAGCACACCACACAUGUUUUGCAAGACCCUUACUGCCUCUGAUACUAGCACUCAUGGGGGAUUUUCUGUUCCUCGCCGGGCUGCUGAGGACUGCUUCCCUCCUCUGGAUUAUAAUCAACAAAGGCCAUCACAAGAGCUUAUAGCCAAAGAUUUGCAUGGGAAUGAAUGGAAGUUCCGUCACAUCUAUCGGGGCCAGCCUCGGAGGCAUCUACUGACUACUGGUUGGAGCGCCUUUAUCAACAAGAAGAAGCUUGUUUCUGGAGAUGCUGUGCUCUUUCUAAGGGGCGGUGAUGGAGAAUUGAGGUUGGGAAUCCGAAGAGCAGCUCAAACUGAAACUGAUUCUUCCUUUCCUGAUAUCUCUAGCAAGAAGGUGGAAGUUGGAACUAUUGGAGCUGUGGUGAAUGCUAUAUCAAGAAAAAGUGUUUUCAACAUUUGCUACAACCCAAGGACUAGCUCGUCAGAGUUUGUAUUACCAUUCCAAAAAUUCUCAAAGAGCCUAAGUCACUCUUUUUCAGUUGGAAUGAGGUUUAAAAGGCUUCUUGAAGCAGAAGAUGCAACUGAAAGAAGGUGUACUGGACUUGUUACUGGAGUUAGUGACGUGGAUCCUGUUAGAUGGCCUGGUUCAAAAUGGAGAUGCCUAUUGGUAAGGUGGGAUGAUCCAGAAAUUAUCAGACAUAAAAGGGUCUCCCCAUGGGAGAUUGAGCCAAUCAGCUCGGUGUCUACAUCCAGCAACUUGUUGACACCUGGUAUGAAGAGGACACGGGUUGGCUUUCCUCCAACAAAACCAGAUUUUCCAGUUCCCAAAGAUGGGACAGAAAUGUCAGACUUUGAGGAAUCUUUAAGGUUCCAGAAGGUCUUGCAAGGUCAAGAAAUUUUGGGUUUCAAUUCUUCCUAUGGUGGUGAUGAUAUUCAUCCUCCUCUUCCUCCAGAGAUAAGGAGGUCCAAUCCUGGUUCUGGUACUGCCAGGAUUUCUGCAUUGGGAAAUGGUGUCAGAAAUCUGCUUGGAGAUUCUGCUAUUUCCUAUGGAAGCAUAGGCUUCGGUGAAUCGUUUGGAUUUGGUAAGGUCUUGCAAGGUCAAGAAACAUUUUCAAACCACAUGUAUGGAAGCAGCCUAGUGGUGAACAUGGUGCAAGAAAACAGGGGCCAAGGAAUCACUGAUUGUGUUCGAGCUUCUAGACUAGGGACUGGAUGGCGUACCCUGAUGCAAGGGUAUAAUACUUAUCUGCGCCCAAUUGCAUCAUUAGCGGAGGCAUCAUCCCCUUCUUCUGUGUUAACAUUUCAACAAGGAUGUACUUCUGCUCCUAACUUCCAUGCAAUGUUUUGCACUAAUCAGGAGAACGAGACUAGUGAUCAGUCUUCAUUUGAUCUUUCUGAAACAUAUUCUGGGAAGUUCAUGCCAUUCUCAUUACGUGAGCAUAGCUCUCAGGAGGAAGAACAACAAAUUAGUUCUUCUGGUCUUCCUGAUGGGUAUAACCAACUAGGUAUUUCAAAUUCUACUCUUGCAACUCGUUCACCAUGUAGUAGCAGCCAAAAUUUAGUGUCCAAUUGUAAAAGUAGCUGCAGACUAUUUGGUUUUCCACUGACCGAGGGAAGAAAUCCCAUAACUAAAGAUUGUGAUCCCUGUCAAGUUUCAUCUGUGUAUCACUCUGAUUCCUCUUUUGUACCCCAUGGUGGGGUGCAUUUGCAUCCUAAGCCUCCACUGAUGACGAAGAUAACUAACUGACUCGUGCUGUUAGAGAUAUGCCUUCUUAUUGCAUUGUAGUAUACCUGUUCUAAGAUAGGAACUGUAAGUUGCAAGGGAUUAAGCACUGUGAAAUGGUAAUUGAUCUUGCUAAAUUUGAUGGGCUUGGUGUUUGGUUUGUGAGGGAUUAGUAAUUUGAUGUUGAAAGGGAUUUGGAUGGCACAGACAAGCGAUACAACAAGUUUAUGAGGAUGAUUGGGAGCUUGAUGAAGAUUCUCUAUACCUGUAAUUCAGCAGUACUGUUUUGCAACAUCUUAAGGUAUUGAUGUGUCACAGCAGCAGUUACUUGGAAGAUAAGUCCCCGUACUAUUUGUGAUAUCUUUGUUCUUGAAAAAAAAUGUAACUAUUUUCCAUGCAAGAAGUUGCUGUGGUUUGUGGCUUCUUUGCCAGGAAAAGACAAGAACUCUUUUAGUAUUUUCCGCUUUCGAAAUGUUUAAUGACCGAUGUUAAUUUGUUCAAUCUAGUUAAUGAGUUGUUGCUUC
Messenger RNA from Diospyros lotus (date-plum), 2985 nucleotides. Its product is annotated as auxin response factor 3-like. The coding region runs from base 350 to 2485 and encodes 711 amino acids. NCBI's taxonomy places the organism in Eukaryota, Viridiplantae, Streptophyta, Magnoliopsida, Ericales, Ebenaceae. Gene Ontology annotation, molecular function: DNA binding. The record is from RefSeq and is a predicted model, not a curated record. Gene Ontology annotation, cellular component: nucleus. The transcript has 11 exons. Gene Ontology annotation, biological process: response to hormone; regulation of DNA-templated transcription.